CAGCCUCGAGCCGUUGCGGCGCGACGCGUCGCGAGGCGUCAUCGGCUGCUUCCAGUGUAGACUGUCAGAAUCGCACCGCUCUCCAGACGGACCCACCGUUGCUGUCAUCGGAGGUUCCCAUAAUACUCACCCCCCAAACAAGAACGCACUAGACAAGACCAAGACGACUACACGCUCCGCCGCGAUCUCCACACUAGACAGGAUGCGUACGUACUGUUAUUGGUUAUUCAAAAAAUAAUGUUUUGAUGAAGCAUCUUGGGUUGUUUUCGGCCUACACGAGCGCGAUUUUCAGAUCGUCGAUGGGAUCAAUGGAGAGUGAGACGGAUACGUGUUUAUUAGGGUGUAUUUUCUUCGACAAAUAAUGGAUUACCCAGCAUCUGGUUUGAGGAAUGAAGAAUCGUGCGUCGCUGACAUGAACAAAACGAUGUCUUGGAUCUCCAAACGGCUAGAGGUAUGGUCAUAUAAAAGACUCAACUGAUUGUUGACGGCUGAUAUUUUGUAUAUCAAACUGGGGUACCAGGACUGCUUAAUGUCGGAUUACAAAGCCCAGGCUGGGUUGUGCUUGCACAGAUGGCGAACACAAGUGAUCCAGGGGGAAGCAACCCCUCGCUCCAGAAUUAUGCCAUCACUGCGUCUGCGGUCAAACUGGCGUCUUUGGGGCUCAUCACCUGCAUCAGCCUGCUCGGCAACACCGUGCUCUCCGUGCUGGUGCUGAAAGACAGCUCGCUCCACAAGGCUCCAUAUUACUUCCUCCUCGACCUGUGCGUCGCAGACAUCAUCCGCUCGGCUGUGUGCUUCCCGUUCGUGAUGAUCUCCAUCAACAGCGGCUCCCUAUGGAGCUACAGCAUCCUCGGCUGCAAGAUCAUUGCGUUCAUGGCCGUCUUGUUCUGCUUCCACAUCGCGUUCCUCCUGUUCUGCGUCAGCGUUACGCGCUACAUGGCCAUCGCGCACCACAGGUUCUACUCCAAACGCAUGACGCUUUGGACAUGCGUCGCGGUGAUAUGUAUGGUGUGGACGCUUUCAGUCGCCAUGGCAUUUCCACCUGUCUUCGACGUCGGGACCUACAAAUUUAUUCGCGAGGAAGAGCAGUGCGUAUUCGAGCACAGGUACGUGAAAGCCAACGACACGCUGGGCUUCAUGCUCAUGCUGGCUGUGAUUGUGGCCACGACGCACGUCGUGUACGUCAAAAUGCUGUGUUUUGUUUACGACCACCGUAAAAUGAAACCCGCGCAGCUGGUUCCGGCUAUCAGCCAGAACUGGACCUUUCACGGACCUGGCGCGACGGGCCAGGCCGCCGCCAACUGGAUCGCGGGGUUUGGACGCGGUCCGACGCCGCCGACGUUGGUGGGCAUCAGACAAGCGUCGCACAACGCCAACCGGAGGCUGCUCGUGCUGGACGAGUUCAAGAUGGAGAAACGGAUUGGAAAGAUGUAUUACAUGAUAACGCUGGCGUUUCUGCUGUUCUGGGCGCCUUACAUUGUCUCGUGCUACAUCCGGGUGUUUGUGAAGGGAAACGCGGUUCCUCAGGUGUUCCUGACCGCGGCCGUGUGGUUGACGUUCGCCCAAGCGGGGGCGAAUCCCAUCAUAUGUUUCAUAUUCAAUAAGGAGUUGAGGAUGAGAUUCCGAGCCUGUUUGCCGUGUUGCCUGACUACACAAACACCCAUGGAGCCAUACUGUGUGAUUUGAAGUGUUCGACUCACUUGUUUUUACCUGCUCGUCAACAUUCAGUGGCCCCAACAUGUAGGCUACUAGUGAGACCGGGGAGUGUUUAAACGUCAUAUUUUGAUUAGAAUAUCCCCAUAUUUGUCUUCUUCAAAUUAAAGUCUCAUACUUCUCCCUAAACAGUAUAAAUUCAUGUCAAGUACAAACUUUACUUGACUUUACAAGUAGGCCUACUGAUUUAACAAGCCACCCUUCUACUGGGAAUGGGUGUAAUGUAGUAUAUUAUAUAAUUAACGUUUGUGCAUUCAUUUCUUGUGGCAAUCAGAUAUAUUUGUUUAAAAUCAUGAUUAUGCCACCUCCAUCACUAACUGCCAAAAAGGGAAACAAUGGGGAAAUAUAUAUAAUUGUCAUGAAAAAAUAUGAAAUAUAAUCAAAUUUCAAACAUUCAUAUAUACAAAUGCAUAAAACAUAGACGUUUGCCUCAUCAUAACCAUCAAUCAAGUAUUACAGCUGCCAGAAUCAUGUAUAACAGUGAGCACAUUUCUGAUUGUGUUAAAACACUCUCCUGUCUCCCCUAUUUAAACCCAGUUGAGUUUUGUUGCAUUAAUGUGCUUUAUUUUUAUUAAAUGAAUGCCAUUUGAUAUUUUGUUAUCUAAUGCAAUGCAUUCUAACAUGUUCUGAUAUUUUUUUGGGGGGCCACUGUAGCAUGUGAUCUUUUCUUUCAGUAAGAGGUGAAAAAGACCAACGUUGCAUAUCAGAAGAUCCAUAUCCACUUUUAUGCAAUCCACAUAUCGAUGUAAAUAAUGUAAAAAGAUGAUUUAUUUAUAUUCUGGAACUCUUUAUAACUAAUAUGUAAUAUAUUUGCUAUGAAUUUUUGUGUGAACAUAUUAUAAUGGCCAGUGUUUUUUUUACAAUCACAUGGACUAAAUGUGAAUAAAUCAAUUCCCUCUCACAGUCCGUUUAAAUGCCGGAAAAUAGUUUUCAGUGGACACCUGCAAAUUUGGCUGAUGGGUCAGACCAUGAUUUGUAUUUUAAUUAAAAUAAAUGAUUAUAAAUGUA
Messenger RNA from Pimephales promelas (fathead minnow), 2721 nucleotides. It is a transcript of the gene gpr27, whose product is annotated as G protein-coupled receptor 27. The record is from RefSeq and is a predicted model, not a curated record. NCBI's taxonomy places the organism in Eukaryota, Metazoa, Chordata, Actinopteri, Cypriniformes, Leuciscidae. Gene Ontology annotation, cellular component: plasma membrane. Gene Ontology annotation, molecular function: G protein-coupled receptor activity. Gene Ontology annotation, biological process: G protein-coupled receptor signaling pathway.